Messenger RNA from Tilletiopsis washingtonensis, 1123 nucleotides. Its product is annotated as alpha/beta-hydrolase. Gene Ontology annotation, cellular component: cytoplasm; nucleus. The record is from RefSeq and is a predicted model, not a curated record. Bases 121 to 963 code for a protein of 280 amino acids. NCBI's taxonomy places the organism in Eukaryota, Fungi, Basidiomycota, Exobasidiomycetes, Entylomatales. The transcript has 4 exons.
CCCUGGGGGCUGUGUGCCGCGCCGCCGGGCCAGCUCUUCUCCACCACACCGCAACAGGCAGAGCGCCGCAAGAGCAGCACAGAGCAGAGCAGAGGCCCACGCAGCAGCACGACACACACCAUGGCCGCGGCGCCGCCCAAGCUGCGCAUCCUCGCGCUGCACGGCUUUGCCUCCAACGCCUUCCACUUCAACCGGCGUCUCGGCUCCUUCCGCAAGGCCACGGGCGCCGUGGCGGAGCUGCACUUUCUCAAUGCGCCGCACCUCGUGCAGCCCGUGAGCGUCACGCUCGGCCUCGAGGCGCGCGACGACCUCGUCGACGAGAACACACCGCUCGAGGAGCAGCCGCGCGCCUGGUGGCGCGCAAAUGGGCAAGGCCAGAGCCAGUACGACGGCUGGCCCGAGACGCUCGCCUUUCUCAACGACGCCCUGGCCGAGCACGGCCCGUUCGACGCCGUGCUUGGCUUCAGCCAGGGCGGAUGCCUGGCCGGCCUGCUCGUCUCGGCCUUUGAGGAUGCGUCGCGCCUGCCCGGCCUCGUGCUGCCUGCGAGCCAGAAACCGCUCAAGUUUGCCAUCAACGUGUCGGGCUUCCGCGCGGCCGACGAGCGCAUGAAGGCCUGCUUCCCGCGCGAGGGCAUCCGCACGCCCGUCCUGCACGUCCUCGGCCGCAACGACCAGAUUGUGGAGGAGGAGCGGGCACAGACGCUCGUCUCGGCCUUCAAGUCGACGUCGCGGGUCGAGCACCACGACGGCGGCCACGCGCUUCCCACACAAGCACCAUGGCGGCAGUUCUUCAAGGCCUUCUUCGAGCACUUCGCUGCCGAGGACUACACGCCAUCAGACGCCUGGCGGGAUGUGGCGCCGCCGUCGGCGCGGCCGUUUGGCAUGCAGCCCGACAGUGCACCCGGCAGUGGCGCCGUCACGCCGCGCGACGACGGCAAGCCCGACGGCAAGUCGAGUCUCUGAGCAGGUCCUGCAUGCGAUUGCAUCGAGCGAGAAGACUAUAGUAUACAUGGCACGGCGGAGCACGGCGAAGCGAGUGGUGGGUGUGCUCGUGGGGAGAUGCUGUAUAACGAUGAUACACGGUGCUUUUGGUCGCUUUAAUAGAAGCUCGUGAUGCCGAGCU